GUGUGUGUAUACGCUCUCCUGGCUGAGCUUCUCUGCAGCUGCGACUCUUCAAUGGACCUCAUUGUCGCGGUGUCGCGCUCGUAGGCGUGCGGGAACCUCGCGGCGCGUGCACAGACCUUGCGUGCGGGAACCUCGGGACGCGCCGUUUUCUUUUUCUUUUUUUUUGCGCGCGCGUGUGUGUGAGAGUGCGUGCGUGCGUGCGUGCGUGCGGCUGGUUUUUCGUUGCGCGUGCCACCGUCCGGAGCGCAGCGGGAACCUGCUUCAGUCCGGCUUCUCCUUCUUCUUCUUCUUCUUCUUUAAUUCUUUGUUUCUGUUCAGAGAGAUCAAAAAGAGAGAUCAAAAAACAGAGAUCAAAAACAGAUCAAAGAGAGAGAGAGAGAACUCAGGACUACGGGAUCUUUGCGUUUUAACGCGCGGGGACGAGAAGAUUGGCAUUCCUGAUUCGUCCGUGAUCAACAUCCACUUCUCCUCAUCAAUCACCGCUGCUCCUGGUCUCCACUGCCUUUCCACAGAGAGAACAAACUCCAGAGCAAACCGUUCAUUGCUGGAUAUCUUGUGCCUCUUUGUCACCCCACAUCGACUUUUUCUCACCCCUCGUUUUUCUUCUCCGGCCCACACCAUGAGCACUGGGAGCCGUGGGGUCUGGAGUGGACUGACAGCUGUCAGCAUGUUGGUACUGGUCCAGUGGGCAGGCAGCUGCUGGUCCAUGACGCUGAACUCGGUUCCUCUGCAUCCGAUACCAGAAGCAUCGCUCAGAAUCAAAGAUGAGGACCUGGUACUCCACAGACACAAGAGGAACUGGGUGUGGAACCAAUUCUUUGUCCUGGAGGAGUACACAGGAGAUGACCCUCUCUACGUUGGCAAGUUGCACUCUGAUGUGGAUAAAGGUGAAGGCAGGGUAAAGUACGUCCUCACUGGUGAAGGAGCCACCACCAUUUUCACAAUCGACGAAAACACAGGAGACAUCCACGCCACUAAGCGCCUGGACCGAGAGGAGCAAGCCUACUACACAUUGCGCGCUCAGGCCCGUGACCGUGGCACCAACCUGCUCGUCGAACCCGAAUCCGAAUUCGUCAUCAAGGUGCAGGACAUCAACGACAACGAGCCUCGGUUUCCAGAUGGACCGUACCAAGCGCAAGUCCCCGAAAUGUCUCCAGUGGGGACAUCCGUGGUGGAGGUGAAGGCGACGGACGCAGACGACCCGACGUACGGCAACAGCGCCAGAGUCGUCUACAGCAUCCUAGAAGGCCAGCCGUAUUUCUCAGUGGAACCAAAGACAGGUGUCGUGAGGACGGCGCUGCCCAACAUGGACCGUGAAGCACGGGACCAGUACCUGCUCGUCAUCCAGGCUAAGGACAUGGGAGGUCAGAUGGGCGGCCUCUCGGGGACCACGUCCGUCACCGUCACCUUAACUGACGUGAACGACAAUCCUCCGCGCUUCUCACGAAAAUCCUAUGAGUUCAGAGUGUCCGAGUCGCUGCCCGUGGCUUCAGUGGUGGCCAAGAUAAAGGCCUUGGAUGCAGACGUGGGCCCCAACGCUGAGAUGGAGUACAGAAUUAUCGAAGGAGAUGGCCUCGGGGUUUUCAGGGUCGAGCCAGACAAAGACACUCAGGAAGGAGUCAUAACUCUGCUGAAGGGUCUUGACUUUGAAACAAAGUCGACUUACACACUCAAAAUCGAAGCGUCUAACAAACACAUGGAUGCUCGUUUCCGAGCGCAGGGGCCGUUCAGCGACACGGCCAUGGUCAGGCUGGUGGUGGAGAACGUGGACGAGCCUCCGGUUUUCUCCGUGCCCGUCAGCAGGAUGGUGGUCUCCGAGGCGGCGAAGGUGGGCACCAUAAUCGGCACGGUUUCCGCCACUGACCCCGACUCCACCAACAGCCCCAUCAGGUACUCGAUAGACCGGAACACCGACCUGGAGCGCUUCUUCAACGUGGAAGCGGCGACCGGCAUCAUCAGCACGGCCAAGCCUUUAGACCGAGAGAUGAACGCCGUCCACAACAUCACCGUCCUCGCCAUCGAGAGCUUGGACCCAUCGCAGGUUGGAAAAGGAAUCACCCUUAUUACAGUAAUGGACGUCAACGAUAACGCUCCCGUCUUCGCCAUCGAGUACGAGACAUUCCUGUGCGAGACUGCCGGACCGGGCCAGGUGAUCGAGACGGUGAGCGCGGUGGAUAAAGACGAGCCUCCCAGCGGCCAUCGCUUCUUCUUCUCCCUGACUGCCGAGGCUGCCGGGAACCACAACUUCACCCUGCGGGACAACAAAGAUAACACAGCGUCCAUCCUGACAAAGCGUGGAGGAUUUCACAGGCGAGAGCAGCCCCUGUACCGUCUGCCCGUGCUGAUAGUGGACAGCGGGAGUCCGUCUCUCAGUAGCACUAACACUCUGUCCAUCCGAGUGUGCGAGUGCGACUCUGAUGGUGCUCCACAGGCGUGCGGCACCGAGGCCUUUCCCCUGACGGCCGGACUCAGCACCGGAGCGCUCACAGCCAUCCUGGCCUGCAUCAUGACACUGCUCGUGCUCGUGUUGUUGAUCGUGACGGUACGCCGGAGAAAGAAGGAGCCUCUGAUCGUGGACGACGAGCGAGACGUACGAGAGAACAUCGUGCGCUACGAUGACGAGGGCGGCGGAGAGGAAGACACAGAGGCUUUCGACAUGGCGGCUCUGCGCCAUCUCAAUGCCACGCGGGAGAGCAAAACGCGACGUGACGUGACCCCCGACAUGCCCGCCGUACCCACCCUGUACCACAGCCGCCCCCCGCCGUACAAAAUGGCCCCCGAUAACGGCGUUUUCCGCGAGUUCAUAUGGGAACGGUUGAAGGAGGCGGACGUGGAUCCUUCAGCUCCACCGUACGACUCACUCCAGACGUACGCCUUCGAGGGCAGCGGCUCUGCGGCGCAGUCGCUCAGCUCCCUCGAGUCGCUCAGCACCGACUCGGAGCACAACUAUGACUUCCUGAGCGACUGGGGGCCACGUUUCAAAAAGCUGGCGGAUCUCUACGGCCAUGCCGAAACCAGCAACGUGUUCUCCUCCUAGCUGAGGGGGGUCGGUUUGUCAACAAAAAUUAAAACAAAAAACAAAAAAACGAACAGUCACCGAGUGCCAAUGACUCACCAGUCCUCGAAGGAACGCAGGAGGGACACUUUUUAUUCUGACAAAAAUGGAUGGUGAAAAAAAAAAAGACAACAUAAAUGAACAACAAGUGACAGAUGCCAGAAGAUGGCCUGAUCCCCAAAAGAGAUGGGAGGAAGAAUAAAAAAAAAAAAGAAAAAAAAAUAGGAACAUUUGUAUGUGGGAGGAGAAUUAUUGGCAUCGAUUUCCCACCGAAACGUCGAUAAUCCUCCCCGAGGACAGAUUGUGGAUUCCUACAUUGUGGCACUUGGAUUUAAACCCACAAUAAGACGCCAAGCUCAGACAACAGACAGGAUCUAGCGGGGAUAAAGGGCAGGGGUUGGAGGCGUGCGAGAGACUCGCGAGAAAUUUGUUUUUGCGGAGACUUUCAGAGGUGGUGAUGAAUCAGAGCAGUCCCGCCUGGCGAGCGAGCACACGAGCGAGCCCUGCCGCCUCGUAUCCCGUGUUCUCCAGCGGUAUCUCGAUGUUUCUGCUCUCUCACAUACAGUACAGUAUUUCUAUGACUCACAGCUACUUCAGCCACAAAACAGAAAAAAAAAAUCAAUAUGAAUUUAGUCGCCGAAAUACUCUCGAAAGACAUAUUGCCUUGUGAGGUAACGCAACCGUCGCUGUGUAAAAUAUCUUUCAUCUGACAUCAGGCUUUAGUUUCAUAUGAAAUAAAGCAUCAGUCUUGAUGAAAAAUAACCAAGCCACUGAUUUAGAGGGGAAAAAAGAGGGUUUACAUGUACUAUAUCGCUUAUUCGGGAUGAGUUUCGCCGUCCUCACUUCGGAAAAAAAAGUGUCUUGUUCGGUUUCUUUUGUGCAGCGGGAACAUUGAAAUGAUGUGAAAUUGAAGGAUUAAACCUAUCCAUCACUCUCUCUCUCUCUCUCUGAAAAACAAACGUGUUUAUAGUGUCAGGUUCUGCCUCAUGUACUCUGUACUGUAAGUACAUUCUGGAUGAUUAUUGUGCAAGUCUUUUUUUAUGUUUUGAUUUGUUGAAGGGUUUUUUUUUUGUUUUUUUUUCUACCUGAGACCAGCCAAGCUGUUGCAGACGUGAGGCGCCUCGAAACAGAAACCUUGUUAAUACACGAAACGUCCAUCCCGUCUUACAGCUUCUCUCAGUUUCAAUUGUGAACAACACGAAACGAAAAACGUGAUUUGAAACUAUGCUUUGAAAUAUUCUUCAUAUCCACCAUAAUUGAGAUAUGGACUUAUUUUGUACAGUCGUAAAAGUCAAUAAAAAAUGCACAGCUUCUUUUUAA
Clarias gariepinus (North African catfish) is the source of this 4375-nucleotide messenger RNA. It is a transcript of the gene cdh7a, whose product is annotated as cadherin 7a. Bases 620 to 3037 code for a protein of 805 amino acids. Gene Ontology annotation, biological process: cell-cell junction assembly; calcium-dependent cell-cell adhesion; homophilic cell-cell adhesion. Gene Ontology annotation, cellular component: plasma membrane; adherens junction; catenin complex. The transcript is spliced from 12 exons. The record is from RefSeq and is a predicted model, not a curated record. Gene Ontology annotation, molecular function: calcium ion binding; cadherin binding. Lineage: Eukaryota; Metazoa; Chordata; Actinopteri; Siluriformes; Clariidae.